AUGCACUUGCAUCGCGAGCCCCGAAUCGUCCGCAAGGCCCUCCUGUCUCUGGCUCGCCUCGCCGAGACCCGACGUGCCUCGAGCACCGCUGUCGUCGAUGGUCGUCCGAGUUCCGGCGGCAGAGAAUCGGAACAUAUCUCCCUCGACCUCAACCCGCUGGGCUACACCAUUGCCGACUUUCGGCCCAUACCAGGCACCCACCAACACAGAUCCAACCAUGGGUACGAGGCCGAGGCCCAUGUCGCGUCGGUCAGUUCGGCCCGUGGCAUCCAGGCCAUGCAUGACUGGAAGGUCGUGAUGGACGACAAGCCGCUCGCCCAGGCCAUCCGCAAAUCCAUCGUGUAUAUCCUGCAACAAAUCAUUCGCGACAAGUUUGGCGACCGCUCGCGGAUCUUGAGCACGGUGCGCAUGAUGCGGCUCUAUACCCAGGGGCAGACUCUUGGACCCAUCGAGGUUCCCGAGAUCGUUGCCGGCCGCGAGACCGUCCGCAUCAUCAGCGCCGAGAAGGUCCUGGAGCUCAAGCUGAAUGCUACCGUCCAGGAGCUGCGGGUGCUUGCCCGCGAGGUCUCUGAGGACGAGGAGGAGGUCGAGCCCGACCGCAACGCCAUCCUGCUCAUCAACGGCGACCACGCCCGGUACCAAAAGUUCAAGCACGCCGUCGAGGACGCCCUCUUCCGGCACAUCAUCCCGCAGGUCGCCCGGAAGCUGCUCAGCAUCAUCGCUGAGUUUGUCGAUCAGGUCGCGCACGGCUUCCGCGAGGAUCUCGCCCAGUGCCUCGAAACGGUCAUUGACGAGCUGCGGAGCCCCAAGGAGCUGGCCUUCAAGUACCUCUACGAGCACGAAUCUCUGUUCUUCAAGGAGUUGUCCGAGGCCCGGCUGGCCAUCCUGGUCGAGCAGAUCAAGGCCGAGCCCGUCAAGUUUGAGAUCCUGACGACCCGCAAGCUCGACCCCGACCUCGAUCGCCGAGUUGAGCGGGAAGUAUCCAUCAUAGCCCAGCUGCGCUCCCCGUUCGUGAGCCAGCUACUUUGCUACUUUUGCGAUGACCUGAACUAUUACAAGGUUACCGAGCACUGCGAAAUGUCGGUCAGACAGGUCCUGAAGAUGCAGCCGGAUGGGAUCUUUUCGGAAAUGGACGCUCGGUUCUAUGCGGCCGAGAUCCUUGUCGCUCUCGAGUACCUGCACGAUACUAUGGCAAGUGGCUCGGGUGUUGUUCUCGGGAACCUCAGAACUGACACCGUGAUGGUCUACAAGGACGGCCACAUUCGACUGAACAACUUUGACCAGGCAGCGCCAGAAGGCACGGUGCUGCUGCCGCCGUAUCCUGUCCACGGAUAUCUGUCUCCCGAGGCCAUCCUGGAGCAGGUCAUCAAAAAAUCCAUGGACUGGUGGGCGUAUGGCAUCCUCAUCUACGAGAUGGUCUGCGGCGAAGUGCCCUUUGGCCGAUGCGACCACAUGGAAUCCUAUCUCGACCAGAUCCGGCUGCGCUAUCGGUCCCUGCUGCCAAAGUCGUACCUCAAGGUCUACACCAACGACCUCCUGGCUCGGUUGCUUGUUCCAAAGCUCGGCGAGAGGCUGGGCUCCUGGCACGGCGCAACGGAUAUCAAGUGCCAUCCUUGGUUCAACCGUGCCAAGGCCAAGGAUCAGAUCUUGGUCGGAAUCGGGCCAUGGGUCAAGGUUCCGGACUUUAUCCUCAAGCCCCCGUACUCGCCGUACGUCUCCAUGUCGUUGCUGGCAGUGCCCAAGACAGAGAUCUUCAAGGACUACACCUCGAUGUUCUCGCUGGCCAGUGCCGAUAAGAUACAUCGCGACGCAGAGGCAAAGCGGAUGCGAAGGGUCGACUCGAAGCACUGGGAGGAGCCGCAGCGUCUCGCCGUUGCCGAUCGCUUCGCUACGAUCGACGGCUCCAGCGACGAUGACGGCUGA
Molecule: messenger RNA, 1923 nt
Organism: Polychytrium aggregatum
Lineage: Eukaryota; Fungi; Chytridiomycota; Chytridiomycetes; Polychytriales
Product: kinase-like domain-containing protein
Exons: 5
Coding region: 1-1923 (640 amino acids)
Biological process (GO): protein phosphorylation
Molecular function (GO): protein kinase activity; ATP binding
Source: RefSeq, a predicted model, not a curated record